Messenger RNA from Ostreobium quekettii, 3852 nucleotides. The record is from the annotation of a GenBank genome assembly. NCBI's taxonomy places the organism in Eukaryota, Viridiplantae, Chlorophyta, Ulvophyceae, Bryopsidales, Ostreobiaceae.
AUGCCGGGGGAUGCAGCCCCGAUGGGGCAAGGCGCGCGGGGCACGGGCGCCAGCGACUUCAGGCAGCGCCUCUACGAGCAGCUGAAGAGCACGGGGGUGGUGAACAAGCUGAAGACUCAGCUGCGGUCACAACUGCUGACACAUCUCCAGAGGCAGCAAACAGCAUGCAUCACUCACUCCCAGACCUACAGGCCAGCAACACUGGCAGAGAAGGCCAUGCACUGCAUCGUUGCUGAGUACCUGUCAUCUAUUCAUUGCCAUUAUACGCUUUCCGUGUUCAGUUCGGAAACUGGUGUUGGUGAGAAGGACACGUCAUUCUCCUGGCCAGAGCUUCUCCAGAUUUUUGGUGUUCCGGAAGGCAAUGCCCUUUGGAUGGCGGUGAUGAAUGGCUUCAAGGUCAAGCAGCAAGUUCAAGAUUGCAUUUUGGACGAAAGGAAUUGUGUCCAUGCGAGCUUCUUGGCAAGAACUCUGGGCGCGAUGCAGACUUUGUGCAGCCCAAAACAAGCAACGAAAAAAAUGCAACAUGCCCACACUGCCCCUAUGUUGCCUGGCAGUUUGCUGUGUGGAGAGGAACAAGGUGUAGGCUGUGCUGUUGCGGAGUUCAGGGCAUCAAUGAAACAAGUUGGCAACCAAGCAGUUGAAGGCCAGCAGCUUGGGUGCAAUCACAACGAUGUGGAUGCUGCUACUGCUGGUGCAGCUGAGCACAUUGCAUUGACGACAGAACUGGAGGCACAGCGCAAGCACAUGAAUCAACUCCGCUGCUGCCAUAUUGCUGAACUGGAGGACAGGGAGCAGCGUGCAGCGGACCGUAUCGCAAGUCAACGACACGGCCUGGAGCGACUGGCAUACGAGCACCGGCAGCGUAUCCUGAGGGAAGAGGAGCACAUCAAAAAGAGGCGCGAGGACCUUGAGGGGGAGCUCAAAACCAGGCAGGAAGCUAUCCGGCUACAUGAGCAGCAAGUCUUGGAACGAGAACGCCGCAUUCUGUUGCAGGAACAGGAGCUGAACCGGAGGUGGGUGGAAAGCGGCAGAUCACAGGGUCAGAGCUGCCUGGGAGUGCGGCACAAGGUGGAGGAGGAGCUUGUCCAUCAGCUGGACCAAGUUGCAGCCGACAAAGUCCAGCUUGAGAAAGCGCGCAUGCAGCUGCAGCACGUGGCGUCUCAAGAGAAGGCGCAGCUGCUUGCAUGCAAGGAGCAGCUCCACGAGGCUGAAGCUAUGCUGGAGGCUGAACACGCAAAGGCAGCCACCCUUGCAUCUAAUGAGGUGCCGCUUGUGAAGCAGGUCGAUGGGCUGCGGCAGGAGGUCGCCAGGCUCAAUUGUGAACUGGCCGUUGCAGUGACAGGUGCCACCAUACAGACCCCUGAACAGAGGGCAUCGACGCUGCCGCACGAAUGCAGUUCACCUGCGCCGCACGGUGGAGAUUGCCACGUUCACGCCUUGACGCUGGAGAUAAGGCAGCACAGGGCAGCAGUGAAGAAGCUUCAAUCCACUGUCAAGAAGCUGGAAAGGGCGAAAUGUAGGCUUGCCGACGACCUCGAGGCAGCAGAGGACAGGGGGUGCUACUGGAAAGGCCGCGCAGAGGAAACGGAGGCACUGCUGGAUGAGGCCAUCGAAGCCAGGGGAGGCGCAGUGCAACGUGUGGAGGAGCUGGGAGUUAAACUGUGCCAUGCUGAACGCGACGCAUCAGAAGCCAGGGUCAGGCUCGAAAGAGUGUCCCAGGAGCUGAGCGUUCUGAAGCGCUCGGAAACCAGGCGUGCACCUCCUGCCGCAGACAACAGACGUGAGGGCGUGCCUGCACCUACCCUUGCUCACACUGUGGCAAAUCUCCACCUCCCAUGGCAGCUUCCUUCCAUGAACAAGGUGUGUGCAAUCUCGCCACCAAGGAGUUCACUGCUCAGCACGGCACCAGGCAACGAUGCAUUCACGCAACCGGGAAGGGCCGCCAGAAACCUCUGUGAGGUGUCAGAUUUCUGGCCCUAUCGGGUGGACCAGCUGAAUCGUGAAGAAGAGGGCCUGGCGCUGCAACUGAAGGAAUUCAAGAGGCGAGUGGAGGCCGGCCGACGCGCUUCCAGCCGCGACAUUGCCAGAUUGAAACGGAGGACACAGAAGUUGAGGAGAAGGGCAGGUCGUUCCCCCACGAGGCCAGGCGGAGGGCGGCCUGAAUUCCUCACAGACACCAACGCGCCAUCGUCGCCAAGCUCAGUGAUGACAGAAGACUCUCCGCUCGUCGCAUGCGCGCAUUGGCCCGUCGCCAGCCCCUGCCGCCCUGUUCCACUGGACUUGACCAACGCCAUCAAGCACGCGGCGCAAAGGCCGGGAAGGCACGAUGGUGUUGGUGCGACCGCGCAGCCGCACCCUGACGUGCCAGCGGCCGUUGAUGACCCGGGCCGGCAUUCUGCAGAAUUGCGCAGCCAUCAAGUGGAGUGCGCCCGCGACGGUGUGCCGAAUGGCGCCAUGCUGGAGGUGGCUCCCGGACCUGUUUCGAGCUGCCAGGGGCAAGUGAUGCCAACACUUCGGCACAGCGCUGAUCUGGCCCACGAUCAAUCCCCGAAUGACACGCCAGACAGUGGGCAGGAGACGCAGACAAUGGUUGCAAGCGGGCAGAGUCCUGUUGUCAGAAUUCACAUGGUAACUCUCCCAUCUGCUCACACGGCGCCAGAUGUGGUCGGUGCGGUGGAAUGUGCGGCAAUAGCGCCCAUCUCUGCUGCAGAGGGGGAUGGCCACGGAAGAAGCUGCGAGGAAGACGCGAAGAUGGUGCGACACGCCAGCACCUCUGUCCGAGCCCAACACGGCGGAACCACCGAACAUUCCACGCGGCUGCCUUUGCAAGAAAAUCCGCUGCUGGUCACCAAACUGGAAGCUCCUUCCCAACGCAACGUCACAGCCAAAGAAGAGCACAUUGCUGCCAAUUCCGAAACGCAGACGCGUGGCACGGAACCAGGAACAGUGGAGGCGUCCUCCCCGCAAAAUUGUUGGGGUUUCAAUUGUGGAGAAGCCAUUGAAGAUGUGUCAACAGCCGCGCGAGAGGCACACCUUGAGCAGGAGGGCCAAGUCAGUGUGGAACGCGAAGGCCUUCCUCAUUCCCGCACAACUGGCAGUUAUUUUCCCAACCUGGGAGACCCGCAGGCCCUCCUGGCUCCUCUGGGGACCAGGGGCUUGUCAGCUUCGAAUGGAUUGAACGGAGCAAGCGCUCCACAUAGCAUUCGCGCUGAAGAGCUGGAUCCGGGGCAAGAAACGCCAUGUCACGGGACCCCGCCACAGCUACCGGGCUCAGAGCGCGAUACACUGGGACCGAUGUGGGAUUCUGCUUGGAGGGGUCCUGCAAUUCGAAAAGCCGAGCACCCGGCGGCAGAUUCCAAUCUUGCAGGAUCUUCCAAGGUUUGCUCGGAUCCGCCACUCGAUGCGGACUGGUUCUCAGAUGGGUCGCAGGUUUGUCCGGUGGAGGCAACUCGUGGCGAACCCACUCAGUGCGAUCCAGCAAACAUGGCUGGGGAGUCAAAAGACGAUCUAAAGGAAGCUGGGAACAAAGCUCAAGUUGUCUGCACCGCGCCUCCAAUUCUCACUGCUCCGGCUGUACACGAAGCCCAGGAAGCUGUGCACUGCAACAGCGGGGAUGAUGCUGACCUCCGUUCCGUCGCUCGAACUUCCUCGGCGAUGUCUGAGCCCACCAUAGAAGAAUCGGGGGAGGGGUCGUCAACGGGCAGCCUUUCCGCCACUGCGGAACGCGGAGGCUCAAGCAGCGGGAGCUCCCUGCCGCCCGAGCUGGGCAGUACAGGCGCUGUGUCUGUUGGCUCAAUAUCUGGAGACGGAAUGACGCAAAUGGAAAUAGAAGGGGGCGACGCCGAUUUCUAA